AUGUCCAAAUCCAUUGUCAACACGGUUCCUUACCCCUUCGCCUUCGAUCAAGCGCCCCUGCGCAAGCCAGGAAAAUCUGGACAGAACGAAGAUGUCAAUGUAACACUUCCCAAUGUGCGCGGCAAGAUCCCAUCUAUCCAGGCUUCGCGGCUCCGAACCAUGAUGCUUGCGGCUUCGAAAGACCCGAGCAAGAUUCUCGCCCAUUGCUGCAGUUACGAUGGCCUCUCGUCUCGAUUGGUCGAGGAAGCCAACUUCCCAAUGAUCUUCCUUGCUGGCUACCCAGUCGCAAGCUCCUACGGCCUCCCCGACACCGGCUAUAUUGCCAUGGCAGAGAUGUGUGACAAGAUUCAAGAAGCGUGUCGCCAGACCACCGUCCCGGUAAUGGCGGAUGGAGACACUGGUUAUGGAAGCCCGAUGAACGUUAAAAGAACAGUACAAAGUUACGCACAGGCCGGAGCCGCAGGCAUCAUGAUUGAGGACCAAACCUGGCCGAAACGCUGUGGACACACAAAAGGGAAAGCAGUGGUCUCCAGAGGCGAGGCGUUCGCUAGAAUCCAGGCUGCCUGUGAUGCACGAAAUGAAGGUCUCGACAUCUUCGUCUUAGCACGUACUGACGCUCUUAUUCACGGCUGGGACGAGGCCAUGGCUAGGGCUUUGGAGUUCAAGCGCAUUGGAGUUGAUGCUGUCUUUGUUGAGGCUCUCCCGGAUCGCGAGGCAAUGGCCCGAUGCGUCAAGGAGCUCGACAUGCCGGUCUUUGCCAACAUCAUCGAAGGGGGAAAGACUGAGAACUUGUCAGCCCAAGAUCUUGCACAACUUGGCUUUUGCGCUGUAGCUUAUCCUUGGACACUGGUCGCUGCGAAGCUCAAGAGCAUUCGGGAAACAUUAGAGGCCCUCAAGAAGAGCAUGACAGUAGGGGCUCCGCCUAUGAUCCUGUCGUACUCGGAUGUCUGCGAGGGUGUAGGUUUCAACAAGUACUGGGCUGAAGAGGAAAGAUACAAAUUCAAUGAGCAAGGCCUCAUCCAACGAACAAACGGUAACCACUAG
Molecule: messenger RNA, 1044 nt
Organism: Truncatella angustata
Lineage: Eukaryota; Fungi; Ascomycota; Sordariomycetes; Amphisphaeriales; Sporocadaceae
Product: Pyruvate/Phosphoenolpyruvate kinase-like domain-containing protein
Exons: 4
Coding region: 1-1044 (347 amino acids)
Molecular function (GO): catalytic activity
Source: RefSeq, a predicted model, not a curated record